Molecule: messenger RNA, 2852 nt
Organism: Camelus dromedarius (Arabian camel)
Lineage: Eukaryota; Metazoa; Chordata; Mammalia; Artiodactyla; Camelidae
Gene: NKRF
Product: NFKB repressing factor
Exons: 3
Coding region: 431-2785 (784 amino acids)
Biological process (GO): negative regulation of DNA-templated transcription
Cellular component (GO): nucleoplasm; nucleolus
Molecular function (GO): RNA polymerase II cis-regulatory region sequence-specific DNA binding
Source: RefSeq, a predicted model, not a curated record
AACCUCGGGGUGGCACGCGGGUAGGUAGGCUAGAGCUCAGAGGAGGGGGAGCAGAGCGUGCUGGUGUCUUUUUUUUUUUUUUUUUUCCUUCCCCGCGCAGCGCGUGAGUCUGCGGUUCGCUGGAGGUGCGGCGCUCAGGGCUUGGCUUGGCCUCCCUGGCGCGCGUGUGACUGCGGUGGGCGCCCUCCUCCUGCUCCUCCACGAGUUGGAGGAGUGUAGCGGGCGUGCGCCCCGGUUGCCGGGACGUGGGCUUGUGCUCGCCUUUUCCUUUUUAACGGUCGCCCCUCACGCACACACUCCAGUCCCCUGAGAGUUGGUCUUCGCGCUUCGGCGUGCCCCUCCUCACCCGGCCACUCCCACCGACCCCUGUUCCCUCUAGCUCCUGGUCUGGAGUCGGCUUCAUCCCUGGGGUCCCUGUUUGGGGGCGGAGAUGGCUGGCGGACGUCUGCUGUUGGGGGGCGACUUCCUGUCGCCGCCGCCGCUGCCCCCCCUCCCGCCGCCGCCGCUGCCGCCGCUCCCGCCGCCCCCGCCCGAGCCAGUGCUGGAGCAGUGGCGCUAUAGCCACGAAAGUGACUGGCAGUGGGCUCUGCGGCGCAGCUUCAUCUGUCGGCACCUGCACAGCUAUCCCGGGGCUGCCCUAGACCAGCUCCUUGCGCUCUCGGCUGCCUGGACCAACCACGUUUUCCUGGGCUGCAGGUACAGCCCACGCUUGAUGGAAAAAAUUCUCCAAAUGGCUGAAGGUAUUGAUAUUGGGGAGAUGCCAUCAUAUGACUUGAUGCUGUCCAAACCUUCCAAAGGUCAAAAACGUCACCUCUCAACAUGUGAUGGUCAAAAUCCUCCUAAAAAGCAAGCCGGUUCCAAAUGCCAUGUGAGACCUCGUUUUGAGCCUGUACAUUUUGUAGCUAGUAGUUCAAAAGAUGAAAGACAGGAAGAUCCUUAUGGCCCUCAAACAAAAGAGGCAAAUGAACAAACACAUUUUGCCAGCAUGCCAAGAGACAUCUACCAAGAUUAUACUCAAGACUCUUUCAGUAUACAAGAUGGGAAUUCUCAGUACUGUGAUUCAUCAGGAUUUAUUUUCACAAAAGACCAGCCUGUAACAGCCAACAUGUAUUUUGACAGUGGGAACCCUGCCCCCAGCAGCACAUCACAGCAGGCAAACUCUCAGUCAGCUCCUGAGCCUUCACCAUCACAGACAUUUCCUGAGUCAGUGGUGGCUGAGAAGCAGUAUUUUAUUGAAAAAUUAACAGCAACUAUCUGGAAGAACCUUUCUAAUCCAGAGAUGACUUCUGGAUCUGAUAAAAUUAAUUAUACAUACAUGUUAACUCGUUGUAUUCAGGCAUGUAAGACAAAUCCUGAAUAUAUAUACGCUCCUUUAAAAGAAAUCUCUCCUGCUGACAUCCCCAAAAAUAAGAAACUUCUAACAGAUGGUUAUGCUUGUGAAGUUAGAUGUCAAAAUAUCUACUUAACUACAGGUUAUGCUGGCAGCAAGAAUGGGUCCAGGGAUCGAGCUACUGAGCUAGCUGUGAAACUCUUGCAGAAACGUAUUGAAGUUAGGGUUGUCCGACGGAAAUUCAAGCACACGAUUGGAGAGGACCUUGUGGUAUGUCAGGUUGGCAUGCCUUCAUAUGAAUUUCCUCCGGCUCUGAAACCACCAGAAGAGCUGGUGGUGCUGGCUAAAGAUGCUUCUGGGCAGCCGAUUUUUAAUGCUUCCGCCAAACACUGGACCAAUUUUAUCCUUACGGAAAAUGCAAACGAUGCAAUUGGUAUCCUUAACAAUUCUGCCUCAUACAACAAAAUGUCUGUUGAAUACAAAUAUGAGAUGAUGCCAAAUCGUACAUGGCGUUGUCGAGUGUUUUUGCAAGACCACUGCUUAGCUGAAGGUUAUGGAACCAAAAAAACAAGUAAACAUGCAGCUGCUGAUGAGGCUUUGAAAAUCCUUCAAAAAACACAACCCACUUACCCAUCAGUCAAAAGUUCACAAUGCCAAACAGGCUCUUCACCCAGGGGAUCUGGAAAGAAGAAAGAUAUAAAGGAUCUCGUAGUUUACGAGAAUUCUUCGAAUCCUGUGUGCACGCUGAACGACACAGCUCAGUUUAACCGAAUGACAGUUGAAUAUGUGUAUGAAAGAAUGACAGGCCUCCGAUGGAAAUGUAAGGUAAUUCUAGAGAGUGAAGUAAUUGCAGAAGCAGUUGGAGUGAAGAAAACUGUCAAAUAUGAAGCUGCUGGGGAAGCUGUGAAAACCCUCAAAAAGACCCAGCCGACUGUCAUUAACAACUUGAAGAAAGGAGCUAUUGAAGAUGUGAUUUCAAGAAAUGAAAUUCAGGGCCGCUCAGCAGAGGAGGCUUAUAAACAACAAAUCAAAGAAGAUAACAUUGGAAAUCAGCUGCUGAGAAAGAUGGGUUGGACGGGUGGGGGUUUAGGUAAGUCUGGUGAGGGCAUUCGGGAGCCAAUCUCUGUCAAAGAGCAGCAUAAGCGGGAAGGGCUCGGUCUUGAUGUAGAGAGGGUAAAUAAAAUUGCCAAGAGAGAUAUUGAACAGAUCAUCAGAAACUAUGCCCGCUCCGAGAGCCACACGGAUUUAACUUUCUCUACAGAGCUGACUAAUGAUGAGCGGAAGCAAAUACAUCAGAUUGCCCAGAAGUAUGGUCUUAAGAGUAAGUCUCAUGGGGUCGGCCAUGAUAGGUACCUGGUGGUGGGUAGAAAAAGACGGAAGGAAGACUUACUAGAUCAGCUCAAACAGGAAGGCCAAGUGGGGCAUUAUGAGCUUGUGAUGCCUCAAGCAAAUUGAGACCUUACUAACUUGUUUUGUAAAUGCCCAAUGAGGCAGAUUGUGAAUUAAAGAAAUAAUACAUGUU